Messenger RNA from Pimephales promelas (fathead minnow), 2859 nucleotides. RefSeq names its product major facilitator superfamily domain containing 1 (gene mfsd1). Gene Ontology annotation, cellular component: lysosome. Gene Ontology annotation, biological process: transmembrane transport. The record is from RefSeq and is a predicted model, not a curated record. Lineage: Eukaryota; Metazoa; Chordata; Actinopteri; Cypriniformes; Leuciscidae. Gene Ontology annotation, molecular function: transmembrane transporter activity.
CCUGUCACAUGACUGCGCUAGUUUGAACCAUAGGUUUGAACAUGGCAGACAGAGAGGAGCACCGGAGUCUCUUAGAUGACGAUGAUGAGGAUGAAGAAGAUGAGGGGUCUCGGCACCUGAGCCCGCUGUGUGACCCGAGGCACCUGCUCCACCGGAUCCUGGUGCUGCUCUUCAUGUGCUUUCUGGGCUUCGGGAGUUAUUUCUGUUAUGAUAAUCCAGCUGCGCUUCAGACUCAAGUCAUACAGGAUAUGAGUCUGAACACGGCCUCCUUCAUGCAGCUGUACGCCUGGUACUCGUGGCCUAACGUGUUCCUCUGCUUCCUGGGAGGCUUUCUGUUGGACCGGGUCUUCGGCAUCAGGCUGGGGACUAUCAUCUUUGCUCUGUUUGUGUUAAUCGGGCAGAUCAUAUUCGCAGCCGGCGCUCUGGCCAAUCACUUCUGGCUGAUGAACGUGGGUCGGUUUGUGUUUGGCAUCGGUGGAGAGUCUCUGGCUGUGGCGCAGAACACGUAUGCCGUCAACUGGUUUAAAGGGAAAGAGCUCAACCUGGUGUUCGGCCUGCAGCUCAGCAUGGCCAGACUGGGCAGCACGGUGAACAUGAACGUGAUCGGUUGGGUGUACGGCCGUAUUCAGUCUCUGACGGGAUCAGCGGGACACUCCACUCUCGGGAUCACACUCAUGAUCGCGGCGUCCACGUGUCUGUUCUCGCUCAUCUGCGCUCUGGUGCUGGGGUUCCUGGACCGACGGGCAGAGAAGAUCCUCAAGAAGGAGCAGGGCAGAACCGGGGAAGUCAUCAAGCUGACUGACGUCAAGGACUUUCCCUUCUCUCUCUGGCUCAUCUUCAUCAUCUGUGUGGCGUAUUACGUGGCCAUCUUCCCCUUUAUUGGACUGGGCCAAGUUUUCUUCAUCGAGAAGUUCGACUUCACUACUGUCCAGGCCAGAGCCAUCAACAGUAUCGUGUACAUCAUCUCUGCGCCGGCGUCUCCUCUGCUGGGGUUUGUGGUGGACCGGGUCGGGCGUAACGUCCUCUGGGUAAUGCUGGCCGUCACCACCACUCUCCUCUCACACAUGAUGCUGGCCUUCACCUUCUGGAACCCCUGGAUCGCCAUGUGUCUCCUAGGCCUGUCGUACUCUCUGCUGGCCUGUGCGCUGUGGCCCAUGGUGGCGUUUGUGGUGCCCGAGCAUCAGCUGGGAACGGCGUAUGGAUUCAUGCAGUCCAUCCAGAACCUGGGUCUAGCCGUGAUGUCGAUGGCUGCGGGAAGCAUCCUGGACAACAAGGGUUACCUCUUCCUCGAGGUCUUCUUCAUCGCCUGCCUGUGCAUGGCUCUGUUUGCUGUGGUGUUGCUGUAUCUGUAUGAUUAUCACAAAGAGGGCGAGCUGAACCUGUCAGCCUCGACACGAGCCGAACGACUCAAAUCUGAGUGAUGGCUCUUCUGCUCUGCGUCCUUGACUGAACACUUUCCCACAUCACCCACAAUCCUCUAGAUGAGCACCGGACAGACGGACACCACACACACACACACAGAAAGCACUUUACUUUACAUGAUCCUGUGACAUUAUUCUCAGCAAUUAAAAAAAAAAAAAAAAACUGUAAUGCCAAAAUUUUUUAUAAUAUGCCAUUUUAAUAAUACUUUUGAUAUUGCUGCCAUGUUAUUACCCUGUAGUGCCUAAACUUAUAACUCUUGAUUUUAUUAAAGAAACUCUGUCAGGGUAGGAUGAUUUUAAGCACUUUAUUAUUGUAGAAAUGGGUUCAUUGUAAUGAAAAUAAUGUCACAAGGUCCUAAAGUAUUCUUGAUGUAUUCUUCCCCUUUUCUCUCUCUCUCUCUCUCUUUCUUUCUUUCUUUCUUUUUCCUUUGGGGAUGAAAUAUGAGGCACAUUUCUUCAUGAGGUCCAGCUGAUGUGGGAAGCAUCUGAGCAGUUCUCACUUGUUCUCGAUUCGGACCCUGAGCCGGUCCUUUGCACAGCCUGUGCUGUCCCGCACCGGACUCACUGCAUCAGGACACACUCCGACUGGCAGCUGCUCCUCUCUUAACUCUAUUGUAGCUUCAGUUUUAAUUCUGUUUUAUUUGCGCAGAUUGAUUGAUUUUAUCUCCAAAGGACUGACGAUUUACCAUCUGUUCAUCAUGACGAAGUGUCUUUGGGCCGGUCCACAGAACGCGUUUGUGCUGUUAAAACCCUGAGACGAAGGUCUAGAGACACGUUUUUUAAAAAGUUGAACUUCUUUAACUUGAGCACUGUGUUUCUAGAAAGCCGUAUAAUGAGCGCAACGGUUCAAGACGUCCGUCUAGUGCAUUAUGUUGGAAAAUACCGGAAAAGUGGAAUGGAGAAACGUGUUCUGUGUGAACGGCCCCUCACUCAUAGAUAUUGUAAAUGGCAUUUUAUACUGACUUUAAAGCAUUUUUCUUGAAUAUUUGUCGUGUUAUUAUUGAAAUUUCUUGAAGAUUUGUAAUUUAAUUUAGUCGUAAAACAGCGGCAGGAGGCAAAUACAUCAACAUGUUAAAAUCAUUUCAAGAGUUUACAUGAUUCAAAUAUAUAUAUAUAUAAUCAAUGUACAAUUAUAUUUUUUUUUAAGCGAUACAUUUUGCUUUAAAAUAUAGUGGAUUUUUUGUACCUUAUGUUUUCUAUCAGAAGUAUUUGGGUUGAAUUAUGGCCUCUGACAGCGUACUGCUGAUAUGGCUUCAGCUUAAUCUCUGUGUAAUAUUUCAUCUUUAGCAUGUAAUGCUGUAUUUGACAUACUAUUUGAUAUCAGUUGUUCUGAGCUACUAAUCAAAGAUGUCCAGCGCAGCUCGUCAUGAUGGUGUGUGAUUCUGAACACCGAGACUCUUGACUCUCAUGAGGAGAAUAAACACAUCAGAUGAACUGG